This is a messenger RNA of Vombatus ursinus (common wombat), 2642 nucleotides long. RefSeq names its product G protein-coupled receptor 25 (gene GPR25). Bases 113 to 1222 code for a protein of 369 amino acids. Gene Ontology annotation, cellular component: membrane. Gene Ontology annotation, molecular function: G protein-coupled receptor activity. The record is from RefSeq and is a predicted model, not a curated record. Gene Ontology annotation, biological process: immune response; G protein-coupled receptor signaling pathway. The transcript has a single exon. Lineage: Eukaryota; Metazoa; Chordata; Mammalia; Diprotodontia; Vombatidae.
ACUAGCUGCUCCAGACAUCAUCUUAGAAAAUCUAAGCCUGGUUGUACAGGGAUUUCCUGGAAGCCCUCUGGGUCCUCCAGGGCUGAGAGUCCAUCUAGACAAGCUGGCCACCAUGACAACAGAGUCCUGGAGCCCCAGUCCUGAUGAGGGAGAUGAAAACUACGAGUGGUCAGGGGACUAUGGGGAGCCAGCACUCUGCCCCACUCCUGCUCUCCCCUUCGGCCACGUCUUCAUACCCCUCCUCUACUUGGCUGCCUUUGGGGCUGGGCUGAUUGGCAACUCCUUUGUAGUUUGGCUGCUGGCUGGGCAGCAGGGCCCCCGGAGGCUGGUGGAUACCUUUGUGCUCCACCUAGCUGUGGCUGACCUAAUGUUUGUGGUCACCCUACCAUUCUGGGCCACAGCUGUGGGACUGCAUGGCCAGUGGAUCUUUGGGGAGGAGCUGUGCAAGGUCAGCAGUUUCAUUAUUGCAGUGACUCGAUGUGCCAGUACCUUGCUUUUGGCUGGCAUGAGUGUGGAUCGAUACUUAGCCGUGGUGAAACUUCUGGACGCUAGGCCUCUUCGGAACCGGGGCUGCAUGCUGACGACCUGUGCAGUGAUCUGGAUCAUCUCCAUCCUGGCUGGUGUUCCCUCCUUGGUCUACAGAAAACUGCUGCCCAUGCCCGUGGGUCCAGGCAGCCUGUGUGGGGACGACCCUGCUGACAUCUUCCAGGGGCUCAGUCUCCUCGUCCUCUCCCUCACCUUUGUCCUCCCACUGGGGAUCAUAUUUUUCUGCUACUCCCUCAUCUCUCAACGUCUCUGGAAUCCUCUCCAGCUGGGCCGGGGCCGGAAGAACUCCCUCAGGAUCAUCUUCGCCAUCGUGGGCACCUUCACCUGCUCCUGGCUGCCCUAUAGCAUCCUGAAGACCUUUUUCCACAUUGCCCACCUGAGGGCUCUGCCUUUAGACUGCCCAUUGCUUCUGGCACUGCGCUGGGGCCUCACCCUCUCUACCUGCCUCGCCUUUGUCAACAGUAGCGCCAACCCCAUCAUCUACCUACUUCUGGAUCGAUCCUUCCGGGCUCGGGCUCGUGGAUCAUGCAGGAGGACCCGCCCUCCUCUGGCCAGCAGAGUGAGCUCCGCCUCAUCUCUCUCAGGCGGGGACAAUUCUAUAUUCCAAGGCUGGGCCUUGGGACGGGGACGCAACACCCGCCUGGCCCCUAGACUUUCCUUACUGCAGAAUCCAUAAGGGAAAGGGGAGGGGCUGUAGGAAGCAGGAGCAUCGAGGAACAGAAAGGAGCAGGUAACAGGUGGGCGAGCAGGAUGGCUAUUCCUCUAUUCCAGAUGUCUUUUCUCAAAGCAAACAGCGGCAGCUUCUCUGCAUGGAUUCCUGCCCUUCAGCUGGUACUUCUCCAGGGCUCCGAAACCAAUCAAGGGGCACCCUUUGCCAGCCCAGGUAGCUGGGCCGCAUGCUCCUCUCAGUCCCUGAUUGGACCCAGGGGCCAUUCUCUUCACUGUCCCUUCUGCUGAAGAGGAGGUUUGUCACUGGUACUGAAAAAAAACUGACCCAGAGAAUCCUACACCCAGAAGUCCUGUAGCAUUACCCUAGCCGUGGUAACGAAUUUCAUUCUCUAUACUUUCAUUUCUGACUUCUCUCUCUAACAAAACGGCAGACCGAGUCAGAAGAUGAUAAUAACCACUAACAAUAACAGACUGCAUUCAUAACAUGUUUUAAGGUAUGCAAAAAGUGCCUUAUACUGACUUGUGCUUUAUGUAUGUUAUCUCAUUUGAUUAGAAUAUCCCAGAAUAUCCAAGCCAGACUCCCACCUCUGGUUUGGCCCUGAGUCUUAGAGAUCAGUGUGACUCCAAUUCACCUUCUCCUCCCAUCCCCAAUCCCACAGGACUGAUACUGUUGGCUGGAGACUGCAAUCUCUGCCCUGCCCUAUGCUCUAUUCCCCUCUUCCUGCCUAGCUCCUCACUCAUCACUCACCCUCCCUUCCAUGGCAAUCUUUGCAUUUUUGUGGUGCUGUGAGGUGCUCUGAGGUCAGGCAUAGCUGCAGUGGAUCAAACCGAGGCAAUUAGUCAGGCACCCAUCACCUUCUUGUUUUCAAAGCUCUGCACAACCACAGUCAUCUUCCUUUCUCUGGGCUACCCCUAGUCCUUGGCUAGUUUCUUGAGAAGUCUUAGCUUCCAAAGAAGCUGGGCCCUUGAAUUUGUUGUCUGAGCAACAACCCAGUAUGUUGAAAGACUUUCCCCAGAAGCUGUUCUGGGGAAGAGCCCCUAAGAUGAGGGGAGUAACGGACACAGAAGCUACAAGAGCAAAGAAAGUUUAAUAGGCAAGGAAACUGAGGCAUGGAGUGGGGGAGCAAUGAAAGUGACUUGCCCAGAGUCAAAACUUCGUAGUCAAAUCAUAUUCGAUUCUAUGCAAGAUUUAUUUACCCACUCUGUCUUUUCUCCUUCCCUUAGUACCCAAAGCCCUAAAAUAUUCAGACUUGAUUUGGGGUAGUGGGGUAGGGAGAGUCCUGCUGAGAAGGUAAAUUCUGGGCUGAGCAACCGAGCUCCUGAGCUCUCCUGUUCUCAUUUCCUUAGCAAGGGAGCAAAAAUAUCCAUGAAGUUCUCUGGCCAGCAAAGAACUGCACCAUCCUUGAUAAUAAAUACGUUUUUACAAA